Molecule: messenger RNA, 848 nt
Organism: Triticum urartu
Lineage: Eukaryota; Viridiplantae; Streptophyta; Magnoliopsida; Poales; Poaceae
Source: RefSeq, a predicted model, not a curated record
CUAUCAUCAGUUAUUCUGCCAUCAAUGAGAUCUUAUUGUCCUCUUUCGUAUUUGCAGGUUCACAUGUCAAAAUCAUUGCAGCUACAUCAUCAGGGGGUGCCUUUGUUGUUCUUGUGUUGAUGGUGGCUACCGCACUCUAUCUUUCACUGAAGACAAGAUAUAACAGAGAGAUACAUUUGAAGGUUGAAAUGUUUCUCAAUACACAUGGAAAAUCAAAAACCACAAGGUACACUUUCGCUGAAGUUAAGAAGAUGGCGAGACGGUUCAAGGUUAACUUAGGACGUGGUGGAUAUGGAAGUGUAUACAAAGGCGAGCUACCAAAUGGAGUUCCUGUAGCUGUCAAGAUGCUAGAGAACUCUAUAGGAGAGGGACAGGAAUUCAUCAAUGAAGUUGCAACUAUUGGACUAAUCCACCAUACAAAUAUUGUCCGCCUCCUGGGAUAUUGCUAUGAAGGAACAAGACGGGCUCUUAUUUAUGAAUUCAUGCCUAACGAGUCACUGGAGAAAUACAUAUUCUCUCGCGACUCUAAUAUUUUUCAGACUCUCUUAGUACCUGAAAAAAUGCUAGAUAUUGCUUUAGGCAUUGCACGAGGAAUGGAAUAUCUACAUCAAGGAUGCAACCAGCGCAUUCUCCACUUUGACAUCAAGCCUCACAACAUCUUGCUGGACUACAACUUCAAUCCAAAGAUUUCAGACUUUGGCCUAGCAAAGCUGUGUGCCAGGGACCAAAGCAUCAUUACAUUAACUGCAGCAAGAGGCACAAUGGGCUAUAUUGCACCGGAGCUAUAUUCCCGGAACUUUGGGGGCAUAUCCCACAAGUCAGACGUGUAGAGUUUUGGCAUGCUGGUG